UGCUGAUGGCGCUACUGGUGGAAGGGAUGACGGUUGCAACAGCUGCCCAUUGGGGUGUAGUGAAGCGUUCCGAGAUUACGCACGGUGGGAUAACGACAGUGAGGGUUCAGGAGGAAGGCAGAAAGAAGACUGGCAAACGAAGCCAGGGGCGCGCAGUGAAAUGGGCAGGUUGGAAAUGAAUACGCCUCUAAAUGCACCAUCAAGUCGGUGUUAAAAAAAAGGAAGCUAGAGGCCUUAUCGAUUAGUCGUGGUGACGUCGGGGUGCCAAGAAAUCAGUGAAGGUUCAACCUUCAUGUUCCUAAAUGACAUGAUCCUUCUUAGCGUGCUCCAAGGAAUUCAGGGUAGUAAGCAGUUCGGUGUGAGGUUGUCAGAGAAAUGCCGAGUUCGCCGAGUCGAGGUCGACAUCCGAGGGUUGGGUUACCUGCCAUACCUUGACGUCACCACAACUCAAUUGACAUUACACAACCUCCGUCGAAUCAUCCCUCUUGUAUUCGGAUGGAUCAAAUCAAAGUUUGUUGUCCCUUACGUAUUGGAGGUCGAUAUCCCCAAACGCAGUUCAAGUCCCCAACUUAUCACAACCCUGGCACAAUGCACUAGACUAUGUCAACUAAUCGGCUUCGUCUUUUCAUUGCACCAGCAUUCGUCGUCCAUCCAAACCUCGGCGUCAUCACCUAUGAUGAUAUGCAGAAAAAUGGGCCAGUACUUUGGCGAUGAGCAAGCAAUGGCAGGCAAAAUGGUUUAGCUGAACAAAUGAACACCCGAUAUAAAAAAUGAGUUGUCAGUGUUCUCGAGUUGAACGCCCCCUUUCGUGCAUGCAGCAU
Cantharellus anzutake is the source of this 821-nucleotide messenger RNA. RefSeq lists its product as uncharacterized. NCBI's taxonomy places the organism in Eukaryota, Fungi, Basidiomycota, Agaricomycetes, Cantharellales, Hydnaceae. The transcript has 2 exons. The record is from RefSeq and is a predicted model, not a curated record. The coding region runs from base 293 to 742 and encodes 149 amino acids.